CAAGUCAAAAUUGCUGUUGUCAAGCCAAUGCAAUCAGCCAAGAACCAAUUAUAUGAAGAUGAUGUUUUAAAUAAUAAUUCAAAUGUUAAUAAUACAAGCGAUGAUUAUUCAAUAUCGUCAUCGUCAAGUCAAGAGUUAAAGUUUUCGGUCCAAAAUAUUCUCGAUCCACUUUUUGGAAAGCAUGAGAAGUCGCCAAAAGAAAGUUCAUCAAUGGCGCAGGAAAAUAUUGGAAUACCGUUUCCAGCGUGGAUAUAUUGUACAAGAUAUUCGGAUCGUCCUAGUUCUGGCCCGCGUUCAAGAAGAACGAAACGAAAAAGUUCAAGUAUGAGUGAAGAUGAAAAGCGCCCAAGGACAGCAUUUACUGCUGGACAAUUAGAAAGAUUGAAACAACAAUUCAUGGAUAAUCGUUAUUUAACUGAAAAAAGACGUCAAGAAUUAGCUCACGAACUUGGCCUUAAUGAAUCUCAAAUUAAAAUAUGGUUUCAGUUUAAUGGACCAUAA
Molecule: messenger RNA, 501 nt
Organism: Dracunculus medinensis (Guinea worm)
Lineage: Eukaryota; Metazoa; Nematoda; Chromadorea; Rhabditida; Dracunculidae
Source: the annotation of a GenBank genome assembly